Molecule: messenger RNA, 1482 nt
Organism: Leptosia nina
Lineage: Eukaryota; Metazoa; Arthropoda; Insecta; Lepidoptera; Pieridae
Source: the annotation of a GenBank genome assembly
AUGGCAAAGAAGCUACAAAUGUGCGGAUCGGAGGAGGAGAUGCGAGAAGUAGCCGGACGUAUUUGCCGUAACUACCUCCACGGCGCCUGGAAGACGGUAGACCCGCGUGACCUGCACUUUAGAAGGAUCAGUGGCGGUUUAUCCAACUUUCUCUACUAUGUGGCGCUGCCAUCAGAUGUAGCUCGCCUUGGUGGUUACCAGCGAGAUGUGUCACCAGAGACAGAGCAAGAUAUGAGGCUGAAAAAACAGCUCAGCGCCCACUCUUUCUCGCUGGACGAGCCGAAGAAGGUCCUAUUGCGUAUCUAUGGUCAAGUUCACGGUGAACGCGCAAUGGACGCAAUUGUCACAGAGUCUGUCAUAUUCACACUGCUAUCGGAGCGACGACUGGGACCGAAGUUGCAUGGAGUUUUUUCUGGUGGAAGAAUUGAAGAGUACAUACCGGCACGCUCUCUAUUCACAAAAGAGCUAUCCGAGCCAGCCUUGUCUAUGAAAAUAGCAGAGAAAAUGGCUGCCAUUCAUUCCAUGGAGGUGCCUCUGUCGAAGGAACCCAACUGGCUGUGGAAGACGAUGGGCAAGUGGUUGAGGACCGCGCGGGAGGAACGGCUCGCCGCUACAGAAUUGAAAGGCGAAGAGCGGAAAAUAAUGGAGAGGCUACGAAUGGUGGACUGGGAGGCAGAAAUCGAAUGGGUCAAGAAACUCACGACCACCGUCAACUCGCCAGUAGUUUUCUGCCACAACGACAUGCAGGAGGGUAACAUUCUGCUGCUAGAAGAGAACGGGACAGAGAGCGCGAUAGAGGGAGACGAAGCAUCGGGCGUGUUCCUCCGGGCGGCCAGUGACGAGGAAAGCAGCGACUCAGCUGCUUCGGGUCUUUCAGACCCUGAUCCGGCGCUGGGCGAACCCCGUCUGAUGCUUAUCGACUUCGAGUACUGCGCGUAUAACUAUCGCGCGUUCGACAUUUCCAAUCAUUUUCAGGAAUGGAGUUAUGACUACACGAAUCCACAGCGCCCCUUCUACUACGAGUUUCCCGACCAGGAACCUACGCUUGAGCAAAAGGAGAUCUUCAUAAAGGAGUACUUGAAACAUUGGAGAAACGCAGGCUGGGCGGCUCGUGGUAGUGCGGCCAGUGCCGAUGUUUGCGACACACCCUCCAUCGAUGAUGUGAACCAGCUGCUCAAUGAAGUAGAUGCCUUCCAACCAGUCUGUGACCUCUUCUGGACUCUCUGGUCUAUCGUCAACGCGUCUAAAAGCCAGAUUCCCUUUGGGUACUGGGAGUUUGCGUUAUCGAGACUGGAGACAUACCAGCGGUUAAAACAAGAACUAAUAAAGAAAGAGAAAUGCGGCUUCCCGCAGAAACCCGGCCGUGACUCUACUUUAGGCUGUAUAUUCAACGGAUGGGUUGAAGCGUGGAUGACUGACAACGGUGCCCUGCAAUCAACUAUGCCCGUGAACAGCUUGUUUUGUCUCUUUCAUUCCAAUUAA